Messenger RNA from Marchantia polymorpha subsp. ruderalis, 1686 nucleotides. The record is from the annotation of a GenBank genome assembly. Lineage: Eukaryota; Viridiplantae; Streptophyta; Marchantiopsida; Marchantiales; Marchantiaceae.
AUGAUGAAUUCUUAUCAGUUGGUGGCUUCUCGGCCGGGCUUGUCAGUGGUAUUCCCUGAUUGCGAGCUUCGAAGAGAGCUUCGAAAGAAGCCUCGUCCUCAUGAUUUAAAACUUUGUAAAGCCAUCCCUGGACUUCAGACCUUCACAUCAUGGGGCAAGACACCAUCCUGCUCCCUCUCCCUGUUCUCCAAACGAUCAACCCUGCUGUCAAGUCGCCUAGCAAAUCCGGUACUUAUUUGGUCUGGUCAUAAGACUCGAUUACUCAUGGAACCGAGUACAAUCGAACCAGCGCGUCAAUCGCUGAGUGGAACCAGUUCAACUACUACACAUUUCGGAAGCACCGCGACGUCGGAGGAACUCGAGAUGGAACCUCAGAUGGACGUUAAAGUCUCCACGUUUUCCUUCAAAGAGGGAGAGAUGCUUUCUGUUCGCGUGCUGAGAGAAAUGGGAUUUUAUCAGGUGGAAUUGACUGUCCGCGAGCCAGAUAUGACUCUUCACUGGGGGGUGGACGACUGGUCACUUCCUGAUAAAAGUUGGUGGCCUGAUGGAACUAUUACGGUCGGAGCCAAAUCACUGGAAACGUCCUUCACUUUUGUUUGUCAAGAUCACUGGCAAGUCCUCAUGAGGUUCUCGGAGACUGCAGCACCAAAGCACUUGGUUUUCGUACUAAGAGAUAAGGCAGGGACAUGGUACAAUAAUGGUGGUUGUUUCUCCGUGAUGGUCAAACCUUUGGAACUGAAAGAUCUCAUGAACCAGAUUGUGGUUCCAGAAACGAGCUACAGCAACUGGUCUUUGUUUAGUCGCUUCGUAUUAGCAAGCAAUCUGCUAGAUGCAGCAGAAGCCCUCGGUGCAGAAGGCAUGGCUUUAGUCUACACUUGGCUUCGAUUCUCAUCUAACAAGCAGCUAGGCUGGUACCGGAACUGCAACUAUCAGUCAAAAGAUAUAGCUCAUGUUCAAGAGAGGCUGGCAUCGUUGAUGGCACAGAAGGUGAAAAGAGGAAGGAAUUCGCCCGUGAGAUUAUUCGCCAGAAUGUCUCUGUCCACUCUCCCAAGGGGAGGGGGCGAUUCAGAACAGAUCAGAAUGGGAAUAUUAAACAUUAUGAGGGAACACGGCAUUAAAGAAGGACACAGGCCAGGCUUGGAAGAGCGUUUUCUGGAGCAAUGGCAUCAAAAGUUACACACGAAUACUUCCCCAGAAGAUAUCCACAUAUGCGAGGCAUAUCUGGAGUUCUUAUAUACGAAUAGCAUGGAUGCUUUCUACAAAAGCCUGUGGGACCGAGGAGGAGUAACGAAAGAAUGGUUGGAAAAGAUGGAUCAUCCCAUCAGCGCAAGACCACUUUUUCUUCCUCAGCUCAUACCAGCUUUCAAGCAUUUUCUAUGGGUGCUGAAGACUGUACACUCAGGUGCAGAUCUUGACGUGGCUAUGGAAAUGAGCAAAAAGUACAUGGAUGAAGACUUGAAGGACUUACUAUAUCACAUUCUUAGCAAUCGCAGCACAUGGUGGAUACCAGGAAAAAUUGUUGAAGCCAGAAAACGCAUGGAACCUAUUUGUCGAGCAGAUUGGUCGAGCAGGGAUGUUCUCAUGCUAGAUAUUGCUCUCGAUAGCUUUUUUGGGUUGAGUAUAUCGCGCAUAGACAAGGCAAGACUUUCUACGAUUGUUCCCGUCCUUUACAUGAGUCUUCUCUGA